Messenger RNA from Ornithodoros turicata, 1842 nucleotides. RefSeq lists its product as uncharacterized. NCBI's taxonomy places the organism in Eukaryota, Metazoa, Arthropoda, Arachnida, Ixodida, Argasidae. The record is from RefSeq and is a predicted model, not a curated record. Gene Ontology annotation, molecular function: nucleic acid binding. The transcript has a single exon. The coding region runs from base 1 to 1842 and encodes 613 amino acids. Gene Ontology annotation, biological process: DNA integration.
AUGAGCACUGAGAUCCAGCCACCGCUACACUUUUUCUCUGAUGCUAGCCCCGGCGCGUAUGGUACCGUUGUUUAUCUACGUCUCGGCGGCUGCGCGGACGGAUACAAAACACAACUGAUCGCAGCAAAAUCAAGAAUAGCACCAGUGAAGGAGGUUACUCUAGCUCGUAUGGAACUACUUGGUGCGCUGAUGUCAGCUCGUCUCGCCAGCUACUUGCGGGACAAUUUCAAGCUCACCACCUCCGAUUUCUUUUGGACAGAUUCAAUGAUUGCUUUGCAAUGGAUACGAGGGGACGCAAACCGCUGGCCGCAGUUUGAGCGCAACAGGGUCACAGAAAUUCAACAGAAGGUAGAGAAAGAUCGAUGGAGAUACGUGGGAACAGAAGCAAAUCCAGCCGACUUGUUGACGGGAGGAACAAGUCCCAAGAAAUUGCUUCAGUCCAAGCUGUGGUGGAAAGGACCAUCAUGGCUGGCGGAAUCUGAUGACAAAUGGCCAUCUCCUGAAGUCAAUGAGAUGACACGCACUCACGUUCAUAAAGAGCAGGUUGUGCUCCAGACCAUCGCACCAUCGUGCUCGGAUCCAGUGAUGGAUCUGGGACGAUUCAGCAAUGUCAAUAACCUCCAUCGUGUAACAGCGUGGAUAAUUCGGUUCACCAAGAACUCCAGAGCAAUAGGUCGGAUCAACGGUCCCUUAAGCGCUAGUGAGAUUCAACAGGCCGAACGCUACUGGGUAAGGCAAGAACAAGAAUCUGCAUUCGCGGACGAAAUCAGCGCACUCGGAAGCAACAAUGCAUUUAAGCGAACAUCGACGUUGAAAGAUCUAAGGCCAUUUAUUGACGACGACCGCAUCCUCAGCGUUGGAGGACGAAUGGGUGGUAGUCGGCAAACAUUUUCGGAAUGUCAUCCAAUCAUACUGCCAACUCACUCGCAUUAUGCGCGCCUUUUAAUUUUACAGUCCCAUCAACAAGUUUUCCACUGCGGAGUGCGUGACACUUUAGUGCAGCUACGCGAAAUGUUCUGGAUACUCCGAGCACGCCAACAAGUCAAGCGAAUAUUACGAGGUUGCGUGACAUGCAGAAGAAACGACGCAAGGCAUCUCACACAACCUGAUGGCCAACUUCCACCUGACAGAGUGACGAAGAGUCAUCCCUUCGAGGUCACCGGCAUCGAUUUUGCGGGACCAGUAAUGUUGAAGCGAACGAGGAACUACCACAAGGGCUACAUUGUCCUCUUCACUUGUGCCGUCACAAGGGCUGUGCACCUAGAGCUGUGCGAGGACAUGUCGGCGGUCAAGUUCUUGCAAGCCUUCCGAAGAUUUACAGCUCGUAGGGGAAUCUGCCAAAUCAUCUACUCGGACAAUGCCUUGACGUUCAAAAAGGUCGCAAGAGAAAUUCGGGACAUACAGAGGAUCUUAACGGACCCACUGGUGCAGGACUAUUCUUCACGUAACGGAAUCCGCUGGAAAUUCAUACCGGAGCGCGCACCAUGGUGGGGUGGCUUUUAUGAAAGACUGAUAAGAUCCGUAAAAUCAGCAUUGAGGAAAACCCUGUCCAGGAACGUCGUAGACUUCAUCGAAAUGCAAACUCUGCUGGCUGAGGUGGAGGCGAUGAUGAACUCAAGACCUAUAACCUUUGUUUACAACGAAAACUCCGAGCCGACACCACUCACUCCAGCAACCAUGAUAAUGGGAAGACGUCUACUCGCACCACAAUCGACGGAAUCCACCACAUCGCGGAACACAAUCCAUGACUCAUCGUCCACGAAGAUAAGGGAGACAUGGAAAAGACAGCUGCACUACCUCAAUGCAGUAUGGAAUAGGUGGCAGCAAGAAUACCUCUCGUAA